AUGUCCACACCUCGUCGAAACAAACGACCACGGUCUCCCUCCCCAGAUGUUGGCUCUUCCCCUCCUCGACCAGCAACACCACCAGCGGCCAAAAGCGAUGACCUCCCACCCUCGUCACCGCCUGCCCCAUUUUCAGACACAGAUGAGAGCCUAGAUGAGCGUGACGCGGUCCAGAAUAUCGACGACGAUGAAGACGAUGCUGAAGGAGAAGAUCUAUUCGGAGAGGGGAUGGUAAACGACUACACCACAAACGAACUUCAAGACCAGUACUCAGACGGAGAUAUUAACGAUGAAGAGGACCUCGAGGAACUCACCAUGGCGGAAAGACGGAUCGUCGAAGCCAGAAUGGCGCGUCGAGACAGGAGAGAGGCUGGAGGUCGACGUGCUGGAGCUAGGAGACGAGGCCAAUUCAUUGACGACGAUGAUAUGGAUGGAGGUGAUGAAGAUGAGGAAGAACUUGGUCGUAUGGCAAGACGUACUCGACGCCAGUAUGACGAGCGACGCGACAUCGACGAUAUGGAAGGAAUUGAAGGGGAAAUCCCCUACGAGCAAUUGGCUGAUAUCAAAGACAGCUCUAUCGCAGAAUGGGUUGCCCGUGAUCUUGUCCGUCGCUCUAUCGCAAAACACUUCCGCCAGUUCUUAACAACGCACACUGACGAACAUCAUGCCUCCGUUUACGGGCAACGAAUUCGCACGUUGGGUGAAAAUCAAGCCGAGUCCCUGGAAGUUUCUUAUACUCAUCUCGCCAAAUCAAAAUCCGUCCUAGCAUAUUUCCUUCUCAAUGCACCGGUUGCAAUGCUCGACAUUUUUGACCAGGUUGCGCUGGAGGCUAUUCUUGUCUACUUCCCUGAAUACAAGAGGAUCCACCAAGAAAUUCAUGUCCGUAUAUGUGACCUGCCGGUGGCCUACUCUCUGCGAGACCUUCGCCGCACCCACCUCAACCAACUCGUCCGCGUAUCUGGGGUUGUCACCCGUCGAAGCGGCGUGUUUCCUCAACUCAAAUAUGUUAAAUUUGAUUGUCGCAAAUGCGGAGUAACGCUCGGCCCCUUCUACCAGGAUGCAACACGCGAGGCCUCUGAAAUAAAAAUCAGCUUUUGUGGCAAUUGCGAAAGUAAAGGACCGUUCCCGGUCAACUCUGAGCAGACUGUCUAUCGCAAUUAUCAAAAGUUGACCCUGCAAGAAUCUCCGGGCUCUGUUCCUGCAGGUCGUCUACCCCGUCAUCGCGAGGUGAUCCUGUUGUGGGAUCUUAUUGACAGCGCCAAACCAGGCGAGGAAGUGGAAAUUACUGGUAUCUACCGAAAUAACUUUGAUGCCUCUCUCAACGCUAAGAACGGCUUCCCCGUUUUCUCAACGAUUAUCGAAGCCAACCAUGUCAACAAGAAAGAAGACUUGUUCGCCGCAUUCCGCCUCACUGUCGAGGACGAACGAGAAAUCCGAAACCUCGCACGCGAUGAACGAAUCCGGAAACGGAUUAUAAAGUCGAUCGCACCGUCCAUCUAUGGACAUGAAGACAUCAAAACUGCGAUUGCGCUUUCAUUGUUUGGCGGGGUUCCCAAGGAUAUUGAUCGCAAAAUGCGUAUUCGUGGCGACAUCAAUGUACUUCUGCUAGGCGACCCUGGUACAGCCAAGUCGCAGUUCCUCAAAUAUGCAGAGAAAACUGCACACCGGUCUGUGUUUGCGACUGGACAGGGUGCCUCUGCUGUCGGUCUUACUGCCAGCGUACGCAAAGACCCGAUAACGCGUGAAUGGACACUCGAGGGCGGGGCUUUGGUCCUCGCUGACAAGGGAACAUGUCUUAUCGACGAAUUUGACAAGAUGAACGACGCGGACCGGACGUCGAUCCACGAAGCUAUGGAGCAGCAGACAAUAUCCAUUUCCAAGGCUGGGAUUGUGACAACACUCCAGGCUCGGUGCGCGGUCAUUGCUGCAGCGAAUCCUAUUCGCGGUCGAUACAACCCAACCAUACCAUUCCAACAAAACGUGGAGCUGACGGAACCCAUUUUGUCUCGCUUUGACGUGCUUUGCGUGGUGAAGGACAAUGUGGAUCCCGUUGCAGACGAGCUUUUGGCGCGAUUCGUUGUGGGGAGUCACCUUCGCAGCCACCCGACCUUCCAAAAGGACAAGGAUGAGAUGAAUGUCGGGACAACACUCGACGCAGAUAUAAUACCGCAAGACAUGCUCCGCAAGUAUAUUAUGUACGCGCGCGAGAAGAUCCAGCCCAAGCUAUAUGCUCUGGAUCAGAACAAGCUCGCGGACUUGUUUGCGGACUUGCGCCGGGAAUCGCUCGCGACUGGCUCUUUCCCCAUCACUGUUCGCCAUCUGGAGAGCAUGAUUCGAAUGGCAGAGGCCAGCGCGAAAAUGGCUCUCCGAGAGUUUGUUCGGGCAGACGACAUUGACCUUGCAAUCGAAGUUGCUGUCGGUAGCUUCAUCAACGCGCAAAAAAUGAGUAUCAAGAAGACGCUUCAAAGGGGCUUCCGCAAAUAUCUGACGCAAAGCAAGGAUCAUGAAGAGCUACUUGCGUUCUUACUCGGUGGACUGGUCAAAGACAAGGCCCGGUUAUACCAGCUCCAACGACAUGAGCAGCCGACGCUAGUGAGCGUCAAACUUUCUGAGCUUGAAGCAAGGGCCAAGGACCACGAAAUCUUUGACAUUUCGCCCUUCUUGCGGUCCAAGCUGUUCACCACGAAUGGGUACAAGGUCCAAAACGGGGUCAUUGAGAAGAGAUUCGGGGCGAGUUAG
This is a messenger RNA of Mycena indigotica, 2739 nucleotides long. Its product is annotated as DNA helicase. The transcript has 9 exons. Lineage: Eukaryota; Fungi; Basidiomycota; Agaricomycetes; Agaricales; Mycenaceae. The record is from RefSeq and is a predicted model, not a curated record. The coding region runs from base 1 to 2739 and encodes 912 amino acids. Gene Ontology annotation, cellular component: MCM complex; nucleus. Gene Ontology annotation, biological process: DNA replication; double-strand break repair via break-induced replication; mitotic DNA replication initiation. Gene Ontology annotation, molecular function: single-stranded DNA binding; single-stranded DNA helicase activity; ATP binding.